Molecule: messenger RNA, 516 nt
Organism: Arabis nemorensis
Lineage: Eukaryota; Viridiplantae; Streptophyta; Magnoliopsida; Brassicales; Brassicaceae
Source: the annotation of a GenBank genome assembly
AUGAAAGAGAUAAAGAAUGUGUUGAUAGAGGUACAAGAUGGAAUGGUGAAGAUGAAUCAAACUAUGGAAGAAAGAUUUCAAAAGAUAAGCAGUAUGUUUGGUGGGUAUGAAACAAGGCUCAAGACUGUGGAAUCGUUUGUGAAUUAUCAGGGAUGGAACGAUAGGGAUGAUUUUGGUUUUGAUGAUUAUCAUCCUCGAUCUAGGUUUUGGACUGAUGGUGAUUGCUCUGGUGGUUGUCGUAGACAGAAUGAUCUAUUAGAGAAAGAUCCGAAGACUGGACUAGAGAAGGAUCCAUCUGAGAAGGAUCCAUGUGAGAAGGAUCCAUUAGAGAAGGAUCCGAAGGAUCCAUUAGAAAAUGAUCCAAAUACUGGACUUGAGAAGGAUCCAUCUGAUAAGGAUCCAGAGAGUGGAGUGGAGAAGGAGACACAGGCAGAAGCUGAACUAGAGAAGGAGGUAGAGAAAUUGGAGAAGGAGGCAGAGGCAACUGAAGUGGGGAAGGAGCCAGAGGCAGCUUAA